Messenger RNA from Dendroctonus ponderosae (mountain pine beetle), 1643 nucleotides. It is a transcript of the gene Hakai, whose product is annotated as E3 ubiquitin-protein ligase Hakai. The coding region runs from base 58 to 1200 and encodes 380 amino acids. The transcript is spliced from 4 exons. Gene Ontology annotation, molecular function: ubiquitin protein ligase activity. Lineage: Eukaryota; Metazoa; Arthropoda; Insecta; Coleoptera; Curculionidae. The record is from RefSeq and is a predicted model, not a curated record. Gene Ontology annotation, biological process: regulation of cell adhesion; protein ubiquitination.
CUAACCUCCAAAUUAAAGCGGGUAGUUUACAAGUCAAAUUGUUUUUGCUUAAUUACAAUGGAUAGUGCUCCAAAAAGGGGUAGAGGCCGGGGCAGAGGCGGCCGAGGGAGAGGCCGUGGGCGCGGCAGAGGACGAGGAAGAGGCAAGAAAGCGGCGAAGGUAAUUGAGAGUGAUGAAGAGCUGGAUACUUCUUCAUCACAGCCGGAAGCUGCAGAAGAGCCCCAACCUGAACCUGAAGCUGCCUUGACUAGCGCCCCACCACCAAUUGAUCUAGAAGCUGAUAUCUCCCAGCUGGAAGCCCCCACUUUCACCACAAUCAACAGGGGCCCACCCGAGCCGAUGCUAAGACUGAAUUGGGACCAUAAAGUCAAUCUGAUGGGGGAGAAAGUCACAAACCCCAUGAUUCAUUGCUGCGAUAAAUGUUUAAAACCAAUCUUAAUCUAUGGUCGAAUGAUUGCUUGCAAACAUGUAUUCUGCUUGGCUUGUGGGAAAAAGGAGCACCAGCAGUGUCCUCGAUGCUUGGAAAAAGUGUCGCGUGUUGAACAGACCGGACUUGGGACCGUAUUUAUGUGUACGCACGGAGGUAGCCGCUAUGGUUCUACUGGUUGCAGACGGACUUAUCUCUCCCAAAGGGAUCUUCAGGCCCAUAUAAAUCAUCGGCAUGUUUCAACAGGACAACUGCAGCAAGGAAAUGCCUCAACACAGUCAAUGGAGGGGAUAAUGGGGGAACCCGAGAGGCCGUCCAUGAGGGCAAAGGCUAGUUUGGUGAACGACCCACGUAGUUCGCUGCAGCCUUCAGGACGACGUUCCACUCAAAUACAGUCAUCGGGAAUUCGGACGAAUCUCAUUACUGUGCCCAUUCAAGAGACCGCGCCUUCGGUUGUUCAUGAGCAAAUACCCACCACUCAGAACUACUACACUCAAUAUCAGCAGCAAUCCAACAAUAUGGCUCCAACUAACUAUGGCCAGCCCCUUCCGCCUAUGCAUUUGCCUCCACCGCAGCCUCAAAAUCAGUACUAUGGCGGGACCUCUUACAGUCCUGCUUCUGCAGCCUAUCCAGGAUAUGCAGCCGCGCCUGCGGCUCAGACUCAGCCCCAGUAUGUUACUCCGACAGUUCCGGGAACUACUAGAGUUGCUCAGCAGUACGAUUACAAUGCAGCGAACACUCAGUGGCCGAACAAUCAACAGUACUAUAGGUAGUGGUUGUAAGUGGUUCCAGUCAGUUUUGUUUAGGGGAUAUUUAUGUUUAUAUACAGAGCUCCAUUUGUUGUAAGUAUAAGCCUGUAAGCCGGCAAAGUCAAUAAUGUUUCCAUUGUGGUGUUAGUUCAAAACUAGUUUACUAGAUUUUUUCUAAGACUAACUGACUGUUCUGGGUGCUAAAUAUAACACAGCCGCAUUCUGUCUGGAACAUUUUUUACAAAAAAAUGAGAAAGAGAAACUGUUACGUUAGUUCCAAAUACAUAUUUGGUAUAUUUUAUAGACUUUGUGUUCUUUGUCCGUUGCGCUUAUAGCGUGCACUUAAGAUAAACUGAUACUGCACUUUGGCCUUUUGCGAUAAAUUGUACUAUAUCCGUCUCGUUAUUAGUUAGAAGUCUAAUGGCAUUUGAAGUCAAGAGUAAUAAACGGAAAAUGUUUACUAUUUA